Messenger RNA from Astyanax mexicanus (Mexican tetra), 3779 nucleotides. RefSeq names its product leucine-rich repeat transmembrane neuronal protein 4. The record is from RefSeq and is a predicted model, not a curated record. Bases 698 to 2608 code for a protein of 636 amino acids. Gene Ontology annotation, molecular function: protein binding. NCBI's taxonomy places the organism in Eukaryota, Metazoa, Chordata, Actinopteri, Characiformes, Acestrorhamphidae. The transcript is spliced from 3 exons.
GAGGAGCGCGGAGCGGAGCGGAGGAGCUGGAGACCGGGCUGCUGCUGUUCUUUGCGCUCGCGGUGCGUCUGGAAGGAGGCGCGUGCAUUUAUCCGCAGAGGCUGCUGCGUUUUUUUUGCGCACGGCUGUGUUUGUGAUGGUGAUGAUGAUGAUGAUGGUGGUGAGGAAGAUGAUGGUGGUGAUGAUGAUGGUGAUCGUGCGGAGGGAGCCUGGCGCGCUCGCGCGGAUUUGCUCAAGUUUUUCUGGAUGACUUUCCUCGCGCGCUGCGGCACGAGAAGCCCCCCAACACCCCGGUGGAUGUCCGGCUAGUUUUCGGUUUUACGCACGGAGGCUUCGCUUUUGGAGACGGACUUUUUGCGCGCGAGCGUGUGUGUGUGUGUGUAUGUUAGAGUGUGUGUUAGUGUGAGUGUGUGUGUGUGUGUUCGUGUGUAUAGCUCUGUGAGUGUGUGUGUGUGUUGUAGUGUGUGUGUGUGCGUGUGUGUGUGUGUGUGUGUGGCGCGACAUGCUGCAUGGUGAGAGCCGGGGAGGAGGAGGAGGUACCGGCGGCGCGCGCGGCGCGAGUCCCGAGGAGACGACGCGGCUCGUGGAGUGAAGGAUCCGGUGUACGUGUGUGUGUGUGCGCGCGUGGUGUACGCGCGCGGAUGCAGGACGGUGGAUCGUGGACGGACAUAAAACGCGCGGACGCUCGUGCACAGUGAUGGGCUCUGUUAUGCGACAGCGAUGGUUCGUGGUGCCGCUGCUGGUGCAGGCCUGGCUCUCCGCAAGUUUCUGUUACGGUGAGCGCCCAUGCCCUCGGAGUUGCCGCUGCGAUGGCAAGAUCGUGUACUGCGAGUCCAGCGCUUUCCGCGAUGUGCCCAAGAACCUCUCCGGCGGGUGCCAGGGCUUGUCCCUACGCUACAACAGCUUGGCCAGCUUACGCGCCGGCCAGUUCGUUGGACUCAAUCAGCUUAUUUGGCUCUAUCUGGACCAUAACUACAUUGCAAACGUGGACGCUCGGGCCUUUCAAGGAAUAAGGAGGCUCAAAGAACUCAUCCUGAGCUCGAACAAGAUCACGCUCUUGCAUAACACCACCUUUCACCUGGUACCAAAUCUGAGGAACCUGGAUUUGUCCUACAACAAACUGCAGGCUCUGCAGCCGGGACAGUUUCAAGGCUUGCGCAAACUCCUCAGUUUGCACAUGCGGUCCAACUCCUUGAAGAACCUGCCGUCUCGACUUUUCCAGGAUUGCCGCAACCUCGAAUUCCUCGAUCUUGGCUACAACCGUCUGCGCAGCAUCACGCGCAACGCAAUGUCUGGGCUGCUGAAGCUGACCGAGCUGCAUCUGGAGCAUAAUCAGUUCUCCAAGAUCAACUUCUCCAACUUCCCGAGGCUUUACAACUUGCGUGCCCUUUACCUGCAGUGGAAUCGCAUCCGGACCAUGAGCGAGGGCCUCACGUGGACCUGGACAUCUCUGCAGAAGUUGGACCUUUCCGGGAACGACCUACAGGAGGUAGAGCCAGAGGUUUACCAGUGUAUGCCGAACUUGCAGACCCUUAAUCUGGAUUCCAACAAGCUGGUGAACGUCUCUCAAGAGGCAGUGUCCUCCUGGAUAUCCCUGACCAUGAUCAGUCUUGCUGGAAACAUGUGGGAUUGCGGCCCUGCCAUUUGCCCGCUAGUGACCUGGCUCAUAAACUUCCGCGGAAACAAGGAGACUCCCAUGAUUUGUGCCUCGCCCAAGGAGGUCCAAGGUGAGAAGGUAAUGGAUGCUGUGGAGGCAAGUGGAGUUUGCAGAGUCGCCCUUCUUACUCCUUCAGUUUCCAGCUCUACGUCUACACUUUCCAGUACCCCUGCUCUGAAUGUGAUUGCUCCAUUCGCGCCAACGCUUCAAUCCGGAGGCAGCAGAAAGGGCAAGGGAACGUCCUUGCAACACCCUACCCCUUCAAGACCGCCGCAAUCGGAUGUCUCUCCACCCGAGCAAGAUUUCGAGCCAGUGUCCUUCCACAAGAUCGUGGCAGGAAGCGUUGCCCUGUUUUUAUCUGUUGCGAUGAUCCUCCUGGUGAUUUACGUGUCGUGGAAGCGCUACCCAAGCAGCGUCAAGCAGCUGCAGGAAAACUCGUCAUCGGCUCGCAAGCGACGGAAAAAGUCUAGGGAGACUGAACGUACGCUCAGCACGCCCUUGCAGGAGUACUAUGUGGACUACAAGCCAUCAAGCUCCGAGGCCACAGAUGUUCUGGUCAACGGAACGGGGCCGUGCACCUACACCAUCUCCGGUUCCAGAGAAUGCGAGGUCCCUCACCAGAUGAGCGCUCUGACCUUCUACCGCUAUGAGCAGCCCGUGGUGGAUUACUGCCAGGCCCACCAGCCUCUGCGUCUCAACAUGAGCUACGAGGGUCCGCCGCAGGGCCUGGAAGGGCUGGACGAGUUAGCGCCCCGCGAGAGGAGCACCAUCCAGACCGUGGCGCUGCCCGCGGUGCCCCCGUCCGGCUCGGGCACCCUGGGGCACCCGCGCUCCCCGCCAACCAUCCGAGCUCCGGGCGAGGGGCCCAGCAUCCCGUAUCCCAGUACAGAACGCUCCAUAAGCUACCCGACCACUGAGCGGCCCACCAGCACCCUCACGUUCGGACGCUAACCCCCUAGCGCUAAAGUUAAAGCACCAGGCGAGAGGGUGAGGGGCAGAUCUUUGGUGCGGGUACAUUGUCCCAAUGUUCUACACUCCAAGAGGGGGUAAAACUGUGUGAAGUGUGUGAAGAAAACUUCUUCUUCUGACACUCCUGACACAUCUGGACACGACUGGAUGCUAAUGCUAAUGCUAACGUUAAUGCUAAUAGUAAUGCGCCACACUACAAGGAGGAUGAGGAUGGAUGUACGAGAGGCUGUUCUUUUGUUUGGAGAUACAAAUCCAGGAUUAGGAAAAAGGAAAGGGGCGCAAAAACUUCAGGAGGAUUCUUCUUCUACUUUAGCCUCUUCUUCUUGAACUUCUUCUUCUCGGAGCGAACUUCUUCUGAGUCUUCUAGAUGAGCUGGGGAAACGAAAUAAUGGAAAACAACACACAUGCACACACUUUCACACACCGAAUGAACGAAUGGGUUCCAGAAAAUGGCCAAGAGAUUCAGACGCUCAAUACAAGCCCGUUGCAGCGAGCUCCAUGUACGGGAGAUGGGAUUCCAUUUCAUUUGUGUUCCUCUAUUCUCCUUUUUGCUUUAUCUUUUCCUUUGUGUUUUUUUUCUCUUCUCUCACUGCAAACACACUCUUUCUAAGUCCUACUCAAUGGGAAAUUGAAAGCCGAUGCAACAUGCAUGGCGCGUUAAACAUCGCUUUGGUUCCCCAUUCUGCCUCUUCUUCUUCGCAACAGCCCAACAGGACGUCUCCUCUGAGGAGCUGAUAAUGGCGAUUCGCUCACGCUGCGAGAAGAAUGAAAAGGAAUGUGCAAUAAACAAGUUUUUUUUUUCCUCUCUGUCUGUGGUGGAGAAAGGGGAGAUCGAGAAAGGGGUGGAGAGGAGGGAGGGGUGGGGAGAGGGCGGAAAGUCGAAAGAAAAGGAGGGCAGCAUGGGAGAGAGGGAAUGAAACAAAUUAAUAUUUACCCGAGCUCAGAGACCUCUCGCUGUUAUUCUCAUUUAAGUUAGCAGUCAGCGGUCAUAAAUGGUGUCAUUAUUUGAUUAAAAAGAUGUCCGUUCAGACAUGAGCCUUUCAGAUGUAGAGAAGAAGAGAGGACGAGACAGAUAGAGACAGACUGAGAAAGAUAGAGAAAAAAAAGAGAGAGAGAAGGAGGGCGGGAGCUGGAUUAGCCGGACAAGCUCCCU